Trichoderma gamsii is the source of this 2658-nucleotide messenger RNA. RefSeq lists its product as hypothetical. Bases 1 to 2658 code for a protein of 885 amino acids. NCBI's taxonomy places the organism in Eukaryota, Fungi, Ascomycota, Sordariomycetes, Hypocreales, Hypocreaceae. Gene Ontology annotation, biological process: septin cytoskeleton organization. The transcript has 6 exons. The record is from RefSeq and is a predicted model, not a curated record. Gene Ontology annotation, cellular component: endocytic vesicle; cell division site; plasma membrane.
AUGGACGAGACGGCGAGGACAGAGUACCCGGCCAUGCUGGCUGUUCUGCAGCCCGGCCAGGCCGUGCAGACGCUCAACGACCGGAUGAAGCGCAUCAACAAGAUCAACCUCGAGAUCGCCGACUGGCUCCAGGAGCGCCGUCGCGUCGAAGAGCAAUAUGUGCUGGCCAUGCGCAAGCUGGCCCAGUUCCGAGUCCCCAAUGCGCAGUCCGAGCUGGGUGUUUUCCAGGUUCCGUGGUCCCGAAUCAUCGAGUCCGUCGAACGCAACGCACAGUCCCACCAGCUGUUCGCCGAUCGCCUCGGCAAUGAUGUCGAGCAGCCGCUGAGGGCCUUCCCGCAGCGCCAGGACACCCAGAACAUGACCAACAUCGCAAACAACUUGGCCACCAUGGCCCGGGAGCUCGACGACGCGCGAAGCCAGUCCGACAAGCUCACCAAGAAGGGCGGCAAGGCCAGCACUCAAAAGGUCGACCUCGCGUCGUCCAAGCUUGAGUCGGCCACGCAGCAGUGGGAAUCGCAGUCGCCCUUCAUCUUUGAGACGCUCCAGGUGCUCGAUGAGUCGCGCGUCAACUUGCUGCGUGACCUGUUGACUCAACUUGAAACCCACGAGUCUGAUCGGGCACAGCGAAGCACCGACAUCGCCGUCGAGACACUGGCACAGAUGUUGGAGAUUAGCACGGAGAGGGAAGUGCAGAGCUUUGUGCAAAAGGUGACUGCUGGCAAAGGCUCACUGCCACCAUCGAGGACGGUGACGAGACGCUCGACGACGCACAUGUCGCAGAAUUCCGCCAGCGGGACUAGUGCUCCAUCGACGCCGAAUCCCUCGCAGCCGCCGCCAGAAGACGAUGUUAGCGAGCACAAUUCGCUACCCAACAAUGAAGCUAAGCCGGAAUCCAAACUACGCAGAUUAGGUACCAUGUUUGGUGGUCGACGACGACAGAGCGUCCACGCAGGCUUCGGUUCUCUCUCACCUCAGAAAUCAUCAACUGGCGCAACCUUUGGGCGACUUGGCAGCAGCCAUGGCCGGGCCGUCUCCCCGAUGACUUCCUCCAGCAACCUCCAGGAAUCCAACCGAUUGUCCAUCUUGCCUGAGAUGCCAGAUGCAGCCCGCAGGCCGCAAUCAUCGUCCGACGCCAUGCACGGGGAGCCGUCGUUGAAUGGAAAUGGUAACACAAAUGGCCUUGGACCUGGCGAAUCUCUUUUGGAUUCUCCCGCUCCAGAGAUGCCGUCAAGUGUAGUUAAUGGCAACCAUAAUGUGGAGCAACAGCAAUCCGAGGCUACCGCCUCAUCCGAACCGUCAUCAGCCCAGCCAAGCCAACAGGAGGCCACUUCUCCGAUUGUUUCCAAAGAUGAGGAGGGCUUCACAAUACGGGCACCAAUGAACGACCCCAUCUCGGAGGCCCAGAGAGAAGCCGCUGCCGACGAAGCCGAUCAAGGUUUCAAGCUUAAUAUUCAGAAUUCACCAAUCGAAGAAGAGGACCCUGAGGCGGCACAGGCCGCCCUGUCGAAUGUGGCCAAUACACUUCGAGUGGGCUCCGCCAACAUAAACCGACGCUCCAUGACGGUGAGGGGCCGCCGUGACGUGCGCAACACCAUCUAUGCGCCUGUGUUGCCUCACUUUGGUGAUGGCCAGUCAGAUAACGCCAUCCCUGCCAUGCCCGCCGUUCCGGGAUCUCCUCCUCGUCCUCCGUCGUCUCGGCCCGCCGCCGUGGCUGCACUUGCUUCCGAGGCUAGCGCCGCCUCCGAUACCCAGUCUGUGCGGUCCGGAAACUCGCUCGGCAGCCAUCAUACGAAGCACCCGGAGCUGACGGGGCCCGGACUGAAUGCCUCCAUUAUCGAGACUGUUUCAGCUCACUUUGAGGGCGGCGAGCUGAAGAGCACGUCAGUUACGGGAGAGGUUGCUUUUGCCAAUAAUCCUACAGGCGAUGUUGACACUGCCAAGACACAUGAAACCAUUCGUAUCAACAACUUUGCCAACUUGGAACGCAUCGGCCCCAACCGAAUCUUUGUUCACAACGCUUCUCCUGACCAGCCCGACCAGUACGCCCUGGACGUUUCUCACCUUUCUGCUUCCAAGACCGCGACUGCUUUCUCUUACCGCGUUUUCUCUGACGGAUCAGAGGCCCAUUCUCUCAACCAACAUGUUCCUCUCCUUGUCAACCCCGUUUGGAAAUCUCAGGGCGACAAGCUCGGCCUUCUCCUGCAGUAUCAUCUCAAUCCCGAAUGCAAGUGGACAGCUCCCGUCACUCUCCACAACGUUGUCUUUGUGGUCUCAUAUGACGGCAAAGCCACCGGAGCCCAGACGAAACCCAGCGGCACCCAUUUGAAGGACAAGCAUAUUGUUUACUGGAGACUGGGAGACGUAACUCUCACAGAUGUCGCACAGAAGAUCGUCUGCCGCAUCGUUGGCGCCGACGGCGUGGAGCCGCAGCCCGGCAACGUUGAAGCUAGGUGGGAAUACGCUGUCUCGGGUGAAGAUGUCGUCGGCAGCGGCAUCUCCAUCUCCAGACUGGAGACUGUGAACAAGGACGCCGUGGAGAGCGAUCCAUUUGCGGAUGAAGAGAACCCUGCUAGCUCAAACCCGUCGCUCGCAGAGCAGACGUGGGUAGAUGUGCCGAUUACGAGGAAGCUUGUGAGCGGCAAGUACGAGGGGAAAUAA